AUGGAUAUGCCAGAGAGCGACGACAACAACAGCAGCAGCAGCGGGUGCGGCGGCGGCGGGUGCGGCGACGGCGACGACGAUGACGACGUUGGCCGCGGCGCCGAGGAGGAGGAGGAGGAGGAGGAGGAGGAGGAGGAGGAGGAGGAGGAGGAGGAAGAAGAAGAAGAAGAAGAAGACGAGGAGGACGAGGACGAGAACGAGGACGAGAGCCGUGCUGUGCCGGACGGGUUCGACAAACAGAACACGAGCAAAAUGCUGUACGACUUCCGCGAGAAGAAAAAUAUCUUCGAGACCAUCAUCAAACUGGGUGGAGGGAAGUUCAUGAUGACGAAGAGGACGAGGAUCGCCAGCAGCGGCGGCGGCAAGGCCCUGAACCUUGACGGCGAGGGAGGGGGGGAGAGGAAGAAGAAGAAGAGCAAGAGCCGUGACGGCGGCGGUGGCGGAGGAAGCAGCGGGGUCGGUGCGCCCGUGGACGUCACGGGCGACGCAAGCGCCGGGGGUGGCAAGAACAGGAAGAAGGGCGAGAAGAAGAAGCAGAAGGUGACCGGGAGCGGUGACGGCGGUAGCGGCGGCGGUAGCCGCCUCGUCGGUGCGCCGGUGGACCUUACAGGCGAGGCGAGCGCGGGGGGUGGCAAGAAGAAGAAGGAGAGCGGUGGUGGGAAGGGCACGGGGAAGGGCAAAGGAAAAGCGAGGGCGGACGCCAAUGUCGACGGUGGUGGUGACGAGGGUUCGUGGGCGGGGAGCUCCUCCGAAGAGGAAGAGCAGGUCACCGACGUUGCCCUGUCACCGGCGGGUGAAGGGCAGAGCGGGGGGGGGCAGAGCGGGGGGGACGAGUCUUCCGACUCCGAGUCCGACUCCGACGCUUCCUCGCGCGACGCAGGCGGCCGGAGUAAAUCGAGGAGGAAGUCGAAAAAGUUCUCCCCCCAAGACACUCUGCACGUCUUGGGUAAGAUGAACCAGAAGGCGGCCAAGCAGCGCGAACAUAAUUUCUCGCGGUUCGCGGGUGUAGUCGAGAAGGUCUUGUGCGGGGGCGGAGGCCAGGGUGGGGGCGGGGGAGCGAGCUCGGGCGUCGCGGACCGUGCCGCAGAGCUGGAGAUUGAGAAACGGAAGCUUGCGCUGGACGAGAAGAAGGAGGCAGAAAAGCAGUGGCAGCAAGCGGUAGCGUCGGAGAAGGCUGGUACAGAAGGUGUCACCAAAGCAAUGGUGGCGGCGGCCGCACAGAGGUACUUCAGCCUAACUUAG
Molecule: messenger RNA, 1242 nt
Organism: Ectocarpus siliculosus
Lineage: Eukaryota; Phaeophyceae; Ectocarpales; Ectocarpaceae
Source: the annotation of a GenBank genome assembly